Molecule: messenger RNA, 399 nt
Organism: Bursaphelenchus okinawaensis
Lineage: Eukaryota; Metazoa; Nematoda; Chromadorea; Rhabditida; Aphelenchoididae
Source: the annotation of a GenBank genome assembly
AUGAAUAAAGGCUACGGAAGGAAAACGUUUAUAGGAUGUUGUAUAUUCAGUACCGUUACUAUUUGUAAGUUUUUAAAUAUUUUUGUUUUAAUUUUAGGCUGGAAAAGAUGGUAGAGACGGUCUAAAACACCGUUUAUUUUGUUGAAAUACUUGUUUUUGUUUUGGAUACUGACCGAGAUUUAACGUUGUAUUGUUUUUAAGACUGAAAUUUAUCUUAAAAUGUAGAAAAUCAUUGUUUUAAGUACAGAUUUUAUAAUUUUAGUGGUGGUACUAUACGAUGAAAAGUUACAACGAGAAAGGAGACAAGUGAAUGUGAAGUACAGGUUAAAUCAAAUCUCACAAAAGGAGAAUAUGGCACAAUAUGAAACUCAACGACAACGAGGAUUAAAUCAACAAUAA